Molecule: messenger RNA, 1731 nt
Organism: Penicillium concentricum
Lineage: Eukaryota; Fungi; Ascomycota; Eurotiomycetes; Eurotiales; Aspergillaceae
Exons: 1
Coding region: 1-1731 (576 amino acids)
Source: RefSeq, a predicted model, not a curated record
AUGCUGUUGAAUCUUGGCUUCACAGCGGACGCCGCAGUUUCCCAUUCAAAUGAACCUAGUAACCAACCAGAACCCCAGCCUUCUACGUGUACUGCUUACUCGCCCACCUUCUUACUAUCCGCUUUACCAUUGUUGAACUCCUUCUACAGUCCCCGGCUCACUGAUGGUACUGAUCGUCUGGGGCUUGUGUCCGCUAUGGCGAUGAGUCCGAUUGAGUCGGCCUCGGACUCGGGUGCACCCUCCAAAGAAUCAGCUGUUGUCGCCAGGCCCCGGGUCACCCGUUCAACCACAGGUCGGAGGUCUCGACCAAAGACAUCAUAUCAGUUCGCCCAUCCUGCCGCUCAUGCUCGCCACAAGCGGUUCAGAUUUCGUCCAAAGCUCCUCCUGCAGCUACAACAGGUGUCGCAAACCCCUCGGCCGCUGCCAGUGGUCGAUAUUCUGCCAUCGACAUCUUACCUGCCACUAUUGGCUCGCAAGUUCCCGGCCAUCUAUCGAACCAGAAACGGAUUGGGUCCGUAUGACCUGAUCGUGGUCUUGAGCGAACAAUAUGACCGGACAGUGGCCAGCAUUCCUGAAAAGCGCGUCAGUUCGGAGGAUGAGGACGAAGAUCAACGCGAGGUAGUCGCCACGAUAUGUCAAAAAUACCAAGAGGAUGCUCGACUGAAAGGGAAAGCGGAGAUAUGCAUGAACUUUGGACCCAUCUGGGAGGCUACGCCUCUCCCAAGCGGGACUUACGAGUUUGUUGCUCAGACAGAUAACGGUGUGCAAAUCGUGCGGUGGGCUCUGCGAAGUGGGAGGAAUCGUCGAAUGAGUACGCCCACAGGGACACAACCACGCGAGGACGGCAAACGCUUCACUUUCAGCGUCAUCGAUCCUACCACUCGCCGGCAUCCCGUUCUCGCGUCCAUGACUCGAAAUCAGUUAGAAGUCAACGAUGAAUAUUCCACAGCUGUUUGGUCCUCCGGCACCGGUCCCACGACUCCAAGCUCAGGAAUGUCAGUCGUGAGUGAUGCCUCGGAUGCAGAGACUCCCCUCGAUGGAAGCUUGGUCACUCUUGAUGAUGGAAUGCGAACUUUGAUUAUCAUCACCGGCAUCUGGGUCGCCUUCCGUGAGGGGUGGUCAGACAACUUUCGCUACGGAGAUUCGGUUUCUUCGCCUACAAAGUCGAUCACAUCUCCGACGGCGGCCAAGAAUGAAACCGACUCUUUCCCGACGAUGGAUGAAGACACCAAACGCUGCUUCUCGAUUUCCAAUGUCCGCCGUUCCACCACCCCAACCAUGGAUGGAACGCAAUUCGGUAAUUUGUCCAAGCGCUCCAACUCCACCGGUGCUGCAUUCAUGGAUCGAGCGAAUCGACGAUCCGCUUCUGGCCUUAGCAAUCGCCUGAACCGACACAGCAUGUUCACUGCCUUGGGCGAGAACGGCCGCGAUAUCGUUGUUUCUCGUCCUCCUUCUCCUCGCCAAAUUCCCAUUGAGAUGGAAGAUUCAUCUCGAACUACCCAGCCUAAAGCUAAAUCUCCUGCAAAAGCCCAGCCAGAAAGAGACAUCAAAUCAAAACCGGGGCCAGAUCGAGAUAGUGCCCCGAAUUACUGCAUCACACAGCCUAGCAGCGGCAAGCAGAAGCUGGACUCUCCACUCCCCGAACCUGUCGACUCAACCCCAAAAGGCAAAAUUCGCCACCGCAUCAGCACUUUCUUCGGCAUUUUCCACCGAAAACACGAUACUCAUUGA